Messenger RNA from Arachis stenosperma, 2097 nucleotides. RefSeq names its product pentatricopeptide repeat-containing protein At2g33760. The coding region runs from base 1 to 1767 and encodes 588 amino acids. NCBI's taxonomy places the organism in Eukaryota, Viridiplantae, Streptophyta, Magnoliopsida, Fabales, Fabaceae. The transcript has a single exon. The record is from RefSeq and is a predicted model, not a curated record. Gene Ontology annotation, molecular function: protein binding; zinc ion binding; RNA binding. Gene Ontology annotation, biological process: RNA modification.
AUGGAAGCGAAGCACAAAAUCCAAAUCGCAGAAUGCCCGCCAAAAUCUGCAGAGUACAAAGCACUGCUACGCGCGGGGCCGCGUCUGAAACCUCUCCGGCAAGUCCAUGCUCACCUCAUCGUCACCGGCUGCCACCGUAGCCGAGCCCUCCUCACCAAGCUCCUCACUUUAUCUUGCGCCGCCGGUUCCAUUGCCUACACUCGUCGCCUCCUAACCACUGUCCACGACCCAGAUUCUUUCCUCUUCAAUUCCCUCAUCAAGGCUUCCUCCAAGUUCCGUUUCUCCCUCGACGCCGUCAUCUUCUACCGCCUCAUGCUCCUCUCCCACGUUCUACCUUCUACUUAUACCUUCACCUCUGUCGUCAAGGCCUGCGCCGAUCUUUCUGCCCUGAGACUCGGCAGGGUUGUUCAUUCCCAUGUUUUGGCUUGUGGGUAUGGCUCGGAUUCGUUCGUGCAGGCAGCAAUCGUUGCGUUCUAUUCGAAAUGUGGUGCAUUGGGUGUUGCAAGGAGAGUGUUCGACGAAAUGCCUCAGAGAAGUGUUGUUGCUUGGAACUCGAUGAUUUCGGGGUAUGAGCAGAAUGGGGCUGCCAAUGAAGCCUUGGUGAUGUUUAGGAAGAUGCGUGACUGUGGGGUUGAUCCUGAUUCCGCGACUUUCGUUGGUGUUUUAUCUGCUUGCUCUCAACUGGGUUCACUUGAACUGGGGUGCUGGGUGCAUGAUUAUAUUGUUAACAAUGGGGUUCGUGUGAAUGUGGUUCUUGCUACCUCGUUGAUAAACAUGUUCUCGCGGUGUGGUGAUGUGACGAGAGCACGUGCUGUGUUUGAUUCGAUGAAUGAGGGGAAUGUUAUUGCUUGGACAGCUAUGAUAUCUGCGUAUGGCAUGCAUGGUUAUGGUAUUCAAGCAAUGGAGAUUUUUCACAGGAUGAAAGCAUGUCAUUUGGUUCCAAACAGGGUCACUUUUGUUGCUGUCUUAUCUGCAUGUGCUCAUGCAGGCCUUGUAGAUGAAGGUCGCCGAGCAUUCACAAGCAUGAAACAAGAGUAUGGUCUUGUUCCAGGGGUAGAACACCAUGUUUGUAUGGUUGACAUGCUUGGGAGAGCUGGUUUGCUUAGUGAAGCGUACCAGUUCAUCAAGGAACUUAGUCUUGAGGAGCUUGUUCCAGCUGUUUGGACCGCGAUGCUUGGGGCUUGCAAGAUGCAUAAAAAUUUUGAUCUUGGUGUGGAAGCAGCUGAACAUCUCAUCUCACUGGAGCCAGAGAACCCUGGCCAUUAUGUAUUGCUUUCUAACAUGUAUGCAUUGGCAGGAAGGAUGGAUAGAGUGGAAUCAGUUCGAAAUGUUAUGAUCCAAAGAGGCCUUAAGAAGCAAGUAGGCUAUAGUACCAUUGAUGUCAACAACAAAAGCUUUCUUUUUAGUAUGGGUGAUAAGUCCCACCCUGAGACCAAUGAAAUUUAUCAGUAUCUUGAUGAAUUAAUGUGGAGGUGCAAGGAAGCGGGUUACGCACCUGUUCCUGAAUCCGCGAUGCAUGAGUUGGAAGAAGAAGAGAGGGAGUAUGCCCUCAGAUACCAUAGUGAGAAGCUUGCCGUGGCAUUUGGGCUGAUGAAAACUAGCCAUGGAACGACUUUAAGGAUCGUUAAGAACCUUAGGAUAUGUGAAGACUGUCAUUCAGCAAUUAAGUUCAUCUCUGUUGUAACAAAUAGAGAGAUAAUCAUUAGGGACAAGCUUCGUUUCCAUCAUUUUAGAGAAGGCACGUGCUCUUGUUUAGAUUAUUGGUGAUAGGAUUUAAGCCUGCAUGAUCUUACUGAUAGGGGAUUCUUUUGAGAACACUCUCUAUGAGAAUAAUAGUGUUUUCAAGACACAUAUAACCAAACUAUGUAUCAGAAGUAAUAUAACAUGACAUGCAAAUAGAUUACAAGGUCCUGUCUAUAUUAUAUAGCUCACCCAAUAAAACUGUAUGGUUCUGAUCAGCAGCAAAUACUAGUGCUGCCUCACCCAGUUUAAGGAUUUUUUGUGUGUCUCAUAUGUGGAUUGAAAGGAGAAAGCCUUAUGUUGUACUUGUAGUGUCCAAGCAGGGUUUAUUGCAAACUUUGCUCUGAAACCUUUGAA